This is a messenger RNA of Malus domestica (apple), 1917 nucleotides long. The record is from RefSeq and is a predicted model, not a curated record. NCBI's taxonomy places the organism in Eukaryota, Viridiplantae, Streptophyta, Magnoliopsida, Rosales, Rosaceae.
GUAAAUAAAUACAGCAAAUAAAUAAAUGCAAUGGGGAUAAAAAGCUGAGCAGAAUUAUAUUUCCAUUUAGUGUUCUACUUUUGCUUUGUCUGCUAUGAACGCUUUCUCUCCAGCCUCGAUUGUUGCCUUUUUUUCUGUUUCAGUUUCUCAUUGAACCUUCUACGACUCUCUUUCCGACACCCACAUUCUUCAUAAUUUCCGGCGGCCCUCGCCGGAUUCUUGGCCGAAAUAUCACCGGAAAAGCAAAGAGCAACACGAAGUGAGUAUUGGGUUUGUGGAGAUUGAUCAUAAAGUUGCAUUCUUUGAACUCUUUCGAGAAUUUUACGGUUUUUCCUUUCUGGGUUUUGAUUGGUGAAGCUUUUCAACAAUGGCGGAAACUUCAUAGCUGUACGGGGUGAAUAGGGUUUUUGGGGUGGUUCGAAGUAAAAAUCUGAGAGUUGGGUUUUGAUUAUUUUAGUGCCGGACUUCACCAGAAACACAGAAACAAGAAAGUUUUAAUCUUCUUUUUUUUUUUUUUUUUUUUAUAAUUAUUUCGAGGUGUUUCGGAUAUGUCAAUAACUAUUGGAUCUUCCAUUGACAUUUAUCUGUGAAAGAUUCUGUGUUGAAUUGCAACAACUCUGGUGCUUGACUGGUUGAAUGAUCAGUUGAAAAAUUGCACGAGUUUUUUAGACCGUUAAAAUGUGCAAAGGUGAGGACUUUGAGAAGUGUGAGUACAGAGAAACAAUGAAGGUGGGAUUUAAGUUGAUGGGGAGAGUUGAAAGGUUGAAAAGCUCAGUGUUGAAGGUGAACUCAUGGCUGCUGAUCAUCCGGGCGAUCGUGACGGCGUUGGUGUGGGCGUCGGCGGUGCAGCUGGUUGGGAUUUGGUUGAUUAGGGGGCCUAGUUUGUUCAAUGUUUGGCCUCCUUGCACUCACUUGGAAUUGCCUGCUCAUGCUGUAGAAUUGACUAAUAAGCCUCCAAUGCCAAUUGCUCUCCCUCCAAAAAGGGUUUACAAAAAUAAUGGCUAUCUCAUGGUUUCUUGCAAUGGAGGACUGAAUCAAAUGCGAGCGGCAAUCUGUGAUAUGGUUGCAGUUGCCAGAUACUUGAAUGUCACCCUUAUAGUUCCUGAGCUGGAUAAAAACUCCUUUUGGGCUGCGAGUGAGUUUCAGGACGUUUUCGAUGUUGAUCAUUUCAUUGCAUCGUUGAGAGACGAGGUUCGGAUAUUGAGGAUAUUGCCACCAAAGCUGAAGAAAAGACCUGCAUACUCGUUGCCACCAGUUAGUUGGUCUAAUAUGUCCUACUACCUUCAUCAGAUCCUGCCCCUGGUGCAGAAGUAUAAAGUAGUACAUUUGAAUAAAACCGAUGCUCGAGUAGCUAACAAUGGGCUACCUCUGGAGUUCCAGAAGCUGCGCUGCAGAGUUAAUUUCCAUGCUCUGAGAUUCACUUCCCAGAUAGAGGAAGUCGGUAGAAAGCUUGUCGGAAUUUUGAGAGAAAAAGGCCCUUUUCUGGCUCUUCAUCUCCGAUACGAAAUGGAUAUGUUGGCAUUCUCUGGCUGCAGUCAUGGGUGCAGCAAUGAUGAGGUAGAAGAACUCACAAGAAUGAGAUAUGCUAAUCCCUUGUGGAAGAUAAAAGACAUAAAUUCUGAAACAAAGAGGCUAGAAGGUUUGUGCCCACUAACACCAGAGGAAACUGCUCUAGUAUUGGUUGCACUCGGUGUUGAUCACAAUGUCCAGAUUUUUUAUAUUGCCGCUGGAGAAAUGUAUGGUGGAAACAGAAGGAUGGAAGGUUUGAAAGCUGCUUUCCGAAUUUGGGUCAGAAAAAGAGACGCGCUCUGCUGGAGCCUUCUCUCGGUGAUUUCCCGAGAUUAUCAAGCACUGUAUCCUCAGAACAAUCGUCAAACAACUAGUGCUCUGAUCUGGGUUUUUAGGAAGAUAAGAUGA